Chinchilla lanigera (long-tailed chinchilla) is the source of this 1649-nucleotide messenger RNA. RefSeq names its product heat shock protein, alpha-crystallin-related, B6 (gene Hspb6). Gene Ontology annotation, biological process: response to heat; protein refolding. Bases 292 to 780 code for a protein of 162 amino acids. The record is from RefSeq and is a predicted model, not a curated record. Gene Ontology annotation, molecular function: structural constituent of eye lens; protein folding chaperone. The transcript has 3 exons. NCBI's taxonomy places the organism in Eukaryota, Metazoa, Chordata, Mammalia, Rodentia, Chinchillidae.
UGUCCCCUAUACCCGCAGAGCUCUGCUUCCUUAGCCUCAGUUUCCCCUCCAGGAAAUUGAAGGACCUUAAUAACAUUUCUCUGGCGUCCUUUUCCAGAUAUCUUGCAGGCACUUAAUAAAUGGCCAAGUCAUUAUUGGGGUUUCUAAAUAAGGCUCGACUAAUGGCCGAGUCUGGCUGCCCUCCCAGUGUCCCCGGGAGGCCCGCCGAGAGGCCGGCACACAGCGCACUAUAAAUCGGCGGCCGCGCACAUAGGGGCACUGCGGGUCCCAGGACUACCGUGAAGGAGCAGGAUGGAGAUCCCGGUACCUGUGCAGCCGACUUGGCUGCGCCGCGCUUCGGCCCCCUUACCCGGACUGUCCGCGCCUGGUCGCCUCUUUGACCAGCGCUUCGGCGAGGGACUGCUGGAGGCCGAGCUGGCUUCGCUCUGCCCUGCUGCGCUCGCCCCCUACUACCUGCGCGCCCCCAGCGUGGCGCUGCCCACCGCCCAGGUGUCGACCGACCCGGGCCACUUCUCGGUGCUGCUGGACGUAAAACACUUCUCGCCGGAAGAAAUAGCGGUCAAGGUGGUUGGUGAGCACGUGGAGGUGCACGCGCGCCACGAGGAGCGCCCGGACGAGCACGGAUUCAUCGCUCGCGAAUUCCACCGCCGCUACCGUUUGCCACCCGGCGUGGACCCUGCCGCCGUAACCUCAGCGCUGUCCCCCGAGGGCGUCCUGUCCAUCCAGGCCACACCAGCGCCAGCCCAGGCCCCACUGCCGUCACCGGCUGCUGCCAAGUAGGGGUACAGGCGUGCCUGGAUCUUGGGAGCUGCUUUAUGCUACCACUUUCAAAGCCAAUCUGACUCCACUCAGCCAGAUGUCCCCACGGCGUCAAGACAGCCUCUCCCACCCAAGAAGAGAUUCCACCUGACCCCCCCACCGUAGAGCCAGCCUUUGAUAACCUAGACCCUCUACUGACACCCCCUGCUGUAAUCCCCUUCCCACACCUUGCUAUAAGCACUACCCUCACCUCAACCUCAUCUCCUAUCUUGGUUUAUAUCCCCACUCAGAAUUUCCUUGAUUCCUAUGAAACAUCCCCACUCCACUUCUAUCCCUUGCCAGCUCUCACAGCAGAUUAUGAUGUAGACAGCCCUGCCCCCAUGCCAGGGGAGUCAGGCAUAAAGCCCACUCCCACCCCUGAAUGUCCCACACUGCAAUCUUCCCACUGCACGCUGUCCAGGCCUCCUGGUGCCUAAGAUUCUUGAUCCUUUCCCUGGUACCAGAAACUCCACUGCCCUCAGCCCAUUUCCUGACUUGAAACCCCAACCAGCCGUUCAGACUCUUGAAUCCUAUCCUGAUGCCCAAUUCCUGCUAUACCUAUUCGAGGCUAACUGGGACCCCCAACCUCAAAUUGUACAGACACCCUUUCCAAUUUCCCAUUUGCCCAGAUGUGCAAUUAAACAGACCCCCCUCCUCAAUUAAACAGACCCCUACAGUCCCUUUGUCCUGACCCCAGGUUUCUAACCAGAUCUUCUAGGGAACCCACCUUCCACACUCUUCUUAACCUCCAUAACCCAACCAAGGAAUCACUCAUUUCCUCAUUGAAUUCUCUGCUAUCCCAUGCCCCUACUCCUUCCUAGGCUUGUGCCCAAUAAAUGUGCAAAAGUUGU